AUGAGUUUAAUGUUGGAUGAUGAAGUGAUGUUAGGAAACGAUAGUCGAUAUAAAAAUUUUAUUGUAGCGAUUGAAAAAGCUCUUAAACAUUUUGAGUCAUCGGUUGAAUGGGCUGACCUCAUCACUAAUUUAGUUAAAGUUAAAAAAACGAUAGAACAAUAUUCGCAAUUUAAAUCAAUACCAAAACGUAUAACUUUAUCAAAACGUCUUGCUCAAUGUCUUCAUCCAGCAUUACCAGCAGGUGUUCAUUUAAAAACUAUUGAAGUCUAUGAAACAAUUUUUCGAAUAAUAGAUAAAAAUAAUCUACAACGUGAUCUUAUUCUAUAUUCAUAUGGGUUAUUUUCGUUGUUAUCUGUUGCUGCGUUACCUGUUAAACCCACUUUAUUAGCAUUAUAUGAAACAUAUUUUUUACCUCUUGGUGAAGCACUUAAUCCAGUGUUGACAGGAUUUCUAAUUGGACUAUUUUCAGCAUUGGAAGAAGGCGCUGAUUACUACGAUAGAGUCAUUCGAUUGCUUAAUAAUUUAGCAGAACGAAUCGAUGAAUUUUACUUUUAUGAUUGUAUAUGGUCAGCCAUACAUUCGAUUGCAACGGUACGCUUUUCAGCAAUAAUAUUCAUUUUAAAUCAUUUUGAUAAAAGAAAAAAUAUGAAUGAUCAAAUCUAUUUAAUAGGCUUAUCGGCUGAAACAAUGGUAUCUGCUAUUUGUACAUGUCUUUAUGAUAGUCGGCAAGCAUUAGUUCAACGUUCAAUUCUUGAUUUUCUUCUUACUUGUUUGCCAAUGCAUAAAAAACAAUUAACAGAAAAACAUAUGAUCAAAUUAAUUGCCGGGACAUUACGUAUUUUACUGCAACGUGAUAUGCCAUUAAGUCGGCGUAUUUAUACGUGGUUUUUUGGUGCAAAUCAAUUAGACGGAGAUAAUACUAGAAAUGAUGAACACUAUCAAGUUAAUGGUUCAAUUGAUUCGUCACCUUACUUUCUUACGUAUACAAGAGAGCUUCUUGUAGCAUCAUUGAAAAAUUUACUGGAAAUAAUAUCUCUGCAACCAAUAUUAAUGGUUGCUAAAACAGAUGGCACAGUUAGUAAAGUACCUAAAAAUACUAUGGAUUCAUUACCAUCAUUUACGUGGACAUUAACUAAAUUAAUUCGCGUACUUCUUAUUCUUAUCGAUAAAUCAGAUAUCGGCCCGAAUAUUAUUGAAUAUAUUUUCAUUAAUUAUACACUUGUUGUUUAUGAACAAGUAUACCGUCCAAAUAAACAAUUAAAAUCUACUACUAACCAAUACGAUGAUCAUUAUUCUGAUGCAUGGAAGACUUUUAAUGUGCUUAUAGAUACGUUGGAACCAUAUUUUAUAUGGGAAUAUUUAACAAAACAUUUCGAUAUUAGUAUCAAUCCACAACACUUUGACAGUUUUCCUUCAGCUAGACCUUCUCUUAACCAUAUAUGUGGUGUUAUCGAUAUGUUAUUAGAUAUAUUUUCAUUAGAAAAUUCUCUUGGCACUCAAUCUACACAUCUUUUUGAAAUGCUUUGUCAUCUGAUACAAAUAAUGAAUGAUAAUAUUGAGAAAUUCACAUCAAACCAAAUCACAGUGUCUCUAGAGUUAUUAUUAAAACUUUUUAAAAGUACUGUUUCCACUAACGCAUACCCUCAUUUAUCUAUAUUUCGUCGUUCAAGUACUAAUCAAGAUAAAAUGUUUGAUGACGAUUGUGAUACUGAAGAUGAUAAUGAAUAUUCAAUAGAUAUUUAUAAUAAAUUAUUAUGUUCAAAUAACAUAAGUUGCGUAGAGAAUCUAAAUUUAAUGGUUCAACAAGAACAGUUAGAUGUUAUUCAAAAACUACUUAAUCAAAUGGUAUGUAAAAUUGAAAAACAGUUAGACAAGUUAGAUAAUCGAUUGACCAGUAAACACCAAAGUCGACUAUCAACGAACACAAUGUCAGAAUCAAUGAAUUACAUAGAAAAAACAAUAGAAUUAUAUAAACAAUUUUUUCAUCGGUUUAUUAUCACCCAUAUAAUUGAUCAAAAUCAAGGAUUGAUAAAUGAUAAAUUUCAAAGUAUUUAUUCGGUUAUACAACAUAAAACCAAUGGCAACCUUUCAUCAUAUUUUAAUCGAUGUCGACAAUUAAAUGAAUUUCAAUUUCAAUUAAUAUUAAAUGAUAAUGUUGAUCAAUAUGUAACAGCUUUUGAAGAUUGUUGUAGAUUACUAACUGAAUUUUCUUGUUAUCCAACGGAAUCUUCUUUGAAUGAUAAAUCAUUUUUAUCAAAAGGUAAAAUAAAAUUUGAAGACUGGGCAAUGGAUCUAUAUAUUCUAUCUUUGUGUGUAAAUGAUCAUUUAUCUCUUCGAACAAUUGCAGUGUCUGUUUUAAUUGAAUUAUUUGGUUACAGAUUAAGUUUAUCUGCUUCAACAAACAUAUCGACAUCAAUAGAUACUACAGAAAAUAGCCUAUUAACAGUUGCAUCAUUUACGCAAGAACAAAUAUUAGCACUUCUAAAUGAAACUGAUUUUUUUCAAUAUAUAAUUUCAUAUUUUUGGGAAUAUUUAAAUGAUAAAUAUGGUCGAGAAUAUAAUUUAAAAGCUUCACAUUUAUUAUCAAUACUACAUUCAAUGUUACCAACUGACUUGUGUGAAGAUUUAAUCUAUAAUCAAUUAUCAUUAAUAAAGAGUUCACAAACUGAACUCGACGCAAAUGGGAUUGAUGAAUAUAAACAUUUUUUUAAACUAUGGAAUUCAACUCGUGAUAUACCUCAUCUAAAAAAUGAACCUAUUACAAAAUCAUUUCAACGUUGUUUAAUUUUUGUCUUAAGAACUCUUAAAGAAUCAAAGAAUUAUGAGUUAAGAUCCAUCGUACAACAAUGGACGUAUGAUUGUUUUAUUCAUGGAGAUAUGUGUCGAAUAUUCGAUACACUUCUUAUCAUGCUUUUGGAUUCAGAUACAGCACGAGUUAGUAUGCAAAGAUUUGAUUCAAUCAUUCAUAAUAAAGAAUUAUUUCUUAAUCAAAAACUGAAUACAAACGAUCAAAUACUAAUCAAUUCAAAUAAGAAUAAUGAUAACAGCGAAAUUAGUCCAUCUGUUGUCUUUGAUGAUGAAAAUUAUGAGGAUGAAUAUAUGUAUGAUGAUGACGCUUAUGUAGAAGAGACUCACAAAGAUAAACGAAUUCGUACAAUCAGUUCUAUAAGUUCUAGUGAAUCUGUUAAUCAUGCAAAAUCUUCACCUCAGAAUAUAAAAUUUCCAAUAAUAACAAGUUUAUCGCAACCAAUUCUUUCUAAUAUUCUUUCAUUUUCGCCUCCAGCAUUGUUAAAAUCAGUUAAACAACGUGCACCGACCAUGCCAAAUAUAUUCAAUCGAAAUAAUACUCUAUCGGAAUCAAAUAACAAUAUCCCUCAAAUCGAUACAUCAAAUACAAUUAUGAAUCAUUCAUUUCAAUCACAUUCUAUGUCAAAUAGUAAUCUCAUGAGUGAAUAUAAUGCAUCGCAAUUCGAUGAUUCAAAAAACUUUCCAUACGCUUAUAUAUUACUUUACACUCAAACUUAUGAUCAUGAUCGUGUAAUGUUAUCGUUAGAUAUAAUCGACAGUUUGUUUGAUCUUCUUAUGCAACAACUUACUCAGGCUUUAUUAAUAUCGUCAAAUCUUCAAUCAUCACCAAUUAGUAUACAUAAUAAACAAAUGCAUGAACUAUUUUUUAAACACUGUCGUUCCAUUGAAGGAAAAGAAUUUGGUUUAACUAAUCAAAAUAAUCAAGAGUGUCAAUCCUAUUUAUAUUUAUUUUUAAAUAUACUUUUAAUUUAUACAUACAGUUACUAUCCAAAAGGUUAUGAUAUUGAAAAAAAUCGUCUCAUACAUGUACGUUCAUUAAUGUUAUUAACACAUGUUUGCCAUGAUCUAUCUUGUCUUUGUAUGGAUAAUAAAGUGUUAAUAAAUUAUAUAAUGAAUUUAUUCGAAAAGCUUUCAUUUCAAAAGAUAGUUUUAACAUUAUUUAAUAGGUUUAUUGAUAAAGAUUCGAAUCUAUCUAAAACAAAAUUAAUGAAUGAUUUUAAAAAUGAGUCCUUAAAUGGUCAACUAACAAAAGAUUAUUUAAAAAAAUUAAUCCGAUUAUUCGAAGAAAUAAUUUUACUUGAAAAUAUUUUUCAUUCAACAAAUUCAAAUCUAAACGACCAAUUAACUGUUAAUCAAACUGUUUUUCUUUCAACUAUUUUACAGUGUUUAAAACAAAUCGAUUGCAUGGAAAUUCAUCCCUAUAUAAUAUGUUUUGUUGUAAAAAUAUUACCUCAUUGUGGUUCAGCAUUAAAAACAACAAGCAUUCGAGUGAUUGAGCAGCUCUGUCAAAAUUUAAAUUUUGUUGCAGAGUGCUACAGUCAACAGGAAACUACAAUAACGUUCAAACGAUCAUCUUCAUUUGAUCCAAUCGAUUAUAUUAUUUGUUUAAUUGAACGUAUUUCAUACAUAUGCAACUAUUGUCUUGGUAGUACAGUUAAUAGUACACAGCAUUUUACUGAAACAUUGUGUCCUCAACACUGGAUAGAAAAAAUUAAAAAUAAUUCAAAUGAUUCAUCUGAUGUUCGUCAAUCGAUGUUACAUAAACUGCCGUUAGUUCUUUUCAGUAUUUUGCGUAUAUGGAAAACAGUAUUAAUGAGUCGAACGUAUUCAAUAUGGCCAUUGAAUAAUACAAAAGUUAUUCGAGAGAAAAUAAUUCAAUUUAUUUCGUCAUUAACAAAAUCGAAUGGUGUUGCAUUUAUUCGUGCUAUUCUAUUGUGCUGGGGUGAAUGUAAACAACAACAACAACAACAAAAAUUCUUAACAAUUCAAACAAACAAUGUUAAUGAAAUGGAAGCUUUGGUCGAUAUUCUUAUGAAUAUAAAUAAUUAUGCAAUCAAUGAUAUCAUUUAUAAUAUGAAUACACUUAUACGAUACUUAUCGAAAACUAAUCAUAAAAAAAAACAAAAUUAUGUUAUUUGGUGUCUUCAACUUCUUUUAGCUUAUUUCGAAUAUCAAAAUACUGUUGGCUUUGAUUGUUGGCCAGUAUUAACCAUUAUGUUUAAAGAAUGUUUAUCACAAACAAUGUCAUCAUCAGUUACAUUCUUGAUGAUUAGAAUAUUGAAUUAUUAUCUCAAACAAUCUCUAUUUCUUAUCGAUAAAAAAGAUUUAAAUGACUUAGGGGAUACGAUAAUGAAAGUGCUUGACAAUUGUACUACGAUAGUUGGUUUAUCACUUGAACAAACAAAUUGGUUACGUAAAAAUUUGCAAGUACGUAUGACACAAACCGAUCCAGGAACUCAACCAACAACUAUUGAUUCAUCUUAUGAGAUCGAUCGUACUCCAAGUAUUGAAAAAAGUCUUUUAGAUUUUGAUGAGAAUUCACCGUCUAUAACUUCAAGUUUCAUGGCAUUGACAAUUCUAAGUGAAUAUUCAGCAAAAUUAUUGGAUAUUGUUUAUCAUAUAACCGAUGAAAAGGAUCGUAUUAUAGGAACUUAUUUACAAAAUCUUGUAAAUAAUGUUAUGCCAUAUGUUCGUAUACACGUGGCAUCAAGUGCACCAUCGUAUCGUUCAGCAUCAACUCUACUUAUGAAUAUAUCACAAUAUUCAUAUACGAGAAAAACAUGGAGAAAAGAAGUAUUUGAACAAUUAUUUGACAUAGGAUUUUUUCAAGUCGAUUUAUCAGCAUUAACUUCAUGGAAAAUAAUUAUCAAUAAUAUGAUCACAGAUGAGAAAUCAAUAUCAUUUCGGGAUAUUAUGAAUAAAAUAAAUACAGUUCAAACAGGUUUAUUAGUUUCAAAAGAACAAGAAUAUGAACAACGUGCAAUGCUUAUUAAACGUUUUGCUUUCGUUAUCUAUGCGUCGGAUAAAGAUCUUUGCAAUCAAUAUUUACCAGAAAUACUUGAAUUCAUUAUUGAUUUACUUAAACUACCACAAAUACCAAUAUUAUAUACACAGUUGUAUCUCUUUUUCCGCGUCCUACUAUUAAGAAUAUCCAAUAAAAAUUUGAUUUCAUUUUGGCCAAUAUUUAUUGCAGAACUGGUACAAAUUUUAUUACAGAUUGAACAAGAUCUUUCGUUCAAUAUUGAAGGCGAUGUCAAAUCAAACGUUCAACAAAUGACUACAAAUGAUUUAACACUAACAAAUAUUUCAAAUGGAUCGUCUGAUACAAAUCCUUCUCUAAAAAUGUAUUUAUAUGCGUGUAAAUUACUUGAUAUUCUUCUGAUAAUGUCCUAUUCAGGAUUGUAUCAUUUUCAACUAUUUCGUUCUGCGUUUGUUGCUGAUCAUGAUACAGAUAAUUCCGAUUCAAAUCUUGAUAUAUUUAUUGCUUUUUCAAUACGACUAUUUAAAUUAUUUGAACGAAAACUAACAUCAACAACAACACCGCUACAUGAUCAUUUGCCAAUAAUCGACAGCAAUUCAAAUCCUCCUUUACUUCGUUUACGAACCAUAUCAACUAUCAUCGAAUUAUUUCCAUUUUUCAAAUUUUUAGGUCGCAUUCAUCUUAACGAGAAUUUAUAUGUGAGAAAUGAUCAAGUUUUAUCACCAGAUACAAUAAAUGAUAUUGAAACAAGUGUGCUUGAAGAUUUUGUUGAAUCAUGGACAUAA
This is a messenger RNA of Rotaria socialis, 6573 nucleotides long. The record is from the annotation of a GenBank genome assembly. NCBI's taxonomy places the organism in Eukaryota, Metazoa, Rotifera, Eurotatoria, Philodinida, Philodinidae.